AUGCUCCAAGCGCAGAGCCAGCAACAUGUUUUCUCCCACCAGCAUCAGUAUCCUCAGGCUGAUCCCUCAUGGCUGCAGCACCAGCAACAACAGCAACAGCAACAGCACCAUCAGCCCCAGCCACACCCACACCAGUCGCAGCAGCAGCACGCUUCCUUAGUCGCCCAGCAGCACGCCCAAGUGCAGGCUGCUGCUGCUGCCGCACAGCAACAACACUAUGGCCGUCUUGCCAUGAAUGGUAAUGGCGCUGGUAACCCCGCGCAGGGAGCCGGUGGCGCCGGUGGUAUGGGCGGAGAGGGUUUGUCGAAUGCGGUCUCCGUCAUGGACGGCGGAAUCAGCGAGGAGAAUCGCAAAGUCUUCAUUUGGGUCGCCGAACUCUUGGAUCCGACUCGCAGGGAAGCCGCUUUGAUGGAGCUGAGCAAGAAGCGCGAGCAAGUCCCCGAACUGGCCCUGGUCAUCUGGCACUCUUUUGGUGUUAUGACUGCGCUCCUUCAGGAGAUUAUCUCGGUUUAUCCGCUUUUGAAUCCUUCUCAACUGACGGCCGCCGCUUCAAAUCGAGUUUGCAAUGCGCUGGCGCUUUUGCAAUGUGUCGCAUCCCACAAUGAGACCCGUACUCUGUUCUUGAACGCUCACAUCCCUCUCUUCCUCUACCCCUUCCUCAACACCACCUCCAAGUCUCGCCCCUUCGAAUACCUACGACUAACGUCCCUGGGCGUGAUCGGCGCAUUGGUGAAGAAUGACUCGUCCGAUGUGAUCAACUUCCUGCUCACAACCGAGAUCAUCCCUCUUUGCCUUCGUAUCAUGGAGACUGGAUCAGAGCUGAGUAAGACGGUCGCAAUUUUCAUUGUGCAGAAAAUCCUCCUUGAUGACGUGGGAUUGGGCUACAUUUGCGCCACAUACGAGAGGUUCUACGCAGUGGGAACUGUCCUCAGUAAUAUGGUCACCCAGCUCGUCGAGCAACAGACUGUUCGCCUGCUCAAGCAUGUUGUGCGCUGUUUCCUUCGUUUGAGCGACAACAGCCGGGCCCGUGAGGCUUUGCGACAAUGUCUUCCCGAGCCUCUUCGGGAUGCCACGUUCUCCUCGGUCCUCCGCGAUGACGCAGCCACCAAGCGCUGCCUGGCUCAGCUUCUCAUCAACCUGUCCGACAACAUCUCGGAGGGAGCUCCGCCAGCCAUGUAA
Molecule: messenger RNA, 1179 nt
Organism: Penicillium nucicola
Lineage: Eukaryota; Fungi; Ascomycota; Eurotiomycetes; Eurotiales; Aspergillaceae
Product: Rcd1-like cell differentiation family protein
Exons: 4
Coding region: 1-1179 (392 amino acids)
Biological process (GO): negative regulation of translation; mRNA catabolic process
Cellular component (GO): P-body; CCR4-NOT complex; CCR4-NOT core complex
Source: RefSeq, a predicted model, not a curated record